Molecule: messenger RNA, 693 nt
Organism: Parasteatoda tepidariorum (common house spider)
Lineage: Eukaryota; Metazoa; Arthropoda; Arachnida; Araneae; Theridiidae
Source: RefSeq, a predicted model, not a curated record
AUCUCACAGAUAAAUGUGUCAUUGCGAAUUAGACAAUAGAAACGGCAACCUUUACCCAAUUAUGAUACAUUAAAAAUAGCAAACGAUAAUUUAUAAAUUUUCGCUAGUUGACGAGCGCUCCAUUGCGAGUUUAGAAUACGAUGAACGAAAUUCAAAUGCACAUGUUCGCGUCAUCACACAGUCGUAGCUGCUCACACCUUAUUUUUUCUUUGAAUGUUUACAAAGAGUGCUUUGACGUGGUUGGAGUUCGAGUUUCAAAUGACGAAUUAAAAUUAAAGAAAAAUGAAAUCUUCCCAUUGUAAUAAGUUGCCAAAACGAUCUUUCGUUCUGGGAAGGAAGUUCUGUUCAGGACAGAGAAAGAGAGAUACACUCGCAAAUUUAGAGCCGAAGCAGCAUGAUGCGCAUUUUGAAUAUCCGGAAAUUGAUUUAAGUUAUAAAUUGUGCCCAUAUCCAAAUGGUGUUGAGCUUCUGAAAUUGUCUGAACUAACAGAUUUACCGAUUUCCCGAAUCAAGGAAGAGUUCCAAAGGAGGAGAAAUAUGCUCAGAAAUCGAAUAAAGCAACUGGAUGAAAGAUACAUUUUGUUCACACUAUUUAUAUCAACAAUUGCACUGAUUUUUGCAUGUUUAUUCAUUAGUUACUGUACAAAACAAAAAAUUAUUUUCACAUAAAAUAUCGUUUUUUUUCCUUGCAAA